GUGUCUACCUAAAAAUCAUUGCUGUAUUUUCGUAUACCAUUAAUAAACGACAUUCAAUCAAGAAUUUUGGAAUAUGGCUGCUGCUGCUGCUGCUGCUCUACUCGAUGAGCUCAUGGGAAGAAACAGAAAUGUCCUUCCCAAUGAAAAACCCAAAGAACUUAAUUGGGAAGAUCCUGAGUUUUGUAAAUUGUAUUUGGUUAAAUUUUGUCCUCAUGAUUUAUUCGUUAAUACAAGAGCUGAUUUGGGCGCAUGUUCUCGAGUACACGAUGACGAAGCUAGAGAAUUGUUUGAAAAAGCUCCGUACUCGUAUCGAAAACAACAAUAUGAAGAUGAAUUUAUUAGAUUUUGUCAAAGCAUGUUGAACGAGGUUGAAAGAAAAAUAAUAAAAGGAAAACAACGAUUGGCCCUUAUUGGAAGGACAGAAGCGCCUACUUUAACACCAGCGCAAACUCAAAGAAAUGAAGAGCAAAUUGCACUUUUAACUGAGAAAAUUAAUAAACUAGUAGAAGAAGCAGAGCAAAGCGGUAUACAAGGCAACGUAGAACAGGCUCAGGGCUUAAUGAGACUAUGUGAUCAAUUAAAAGAAGAACGAGAAACAUUAAGGAAAUCUAAUGAUAAUAGCCAUUAUAAUCAAACUGCUGAACUAGCUGCUGCACAAGAAAAACAAAUGGAAGUAUGUGAUGUCUGUGGUGCAUUUCUUAUUGUUGGAGAUGCUCAACAACGAAUUGAUGAUCACUUAAUGGGAAAGCAACAUGUUGGCUAUGCUAGGUUAAAAAGUGCUCUGCAAGAAAUUAUGAGUAAACGUGAAAAAGCUAGAGACGAGAAAGAACAGAGAAGAGAAGAAGAUAGGAAACAAAGAGCACGUGCUAAUGAAGAACUUGAUAGGCGAAGAAGAGAUGAUAGGGAUAGGGAUAGAGAAAGAGAUAAACGUCGCAGACGCGAUGAUGAUAAAGGCAGACAUGAUUCAGGCAGUCACAGAAAUUCGGGACACAGAAGUAGAAGCAGAUCAAGAGAUAAACAUGAUAGACAUCGAGAUGAUGAUCACCGACGUCAUGCUCGAGAUAAAGGAGGUCGUGAUCAUCGAAGCUCGAGUCAUCACAACCGACGUCGCCAUCGAUCUAGAAGUCGAAGUCACAAGUAACUACUCUUGAUUGGUUAGUGAGUGAGAAGUAAGCCAGGUAUGCACUAAACAAUAUACCAUAUUCGUCUCAAUUACUGUACAGGUUCUUUACCAGGUGAGUUUCAUUAGAUGCACAUAAUAUAUACAUGAUAAUUAUCUGUAAUUUUGAAGAAUGGCAUAGUCACAGCGAGCCAGUAUCUGGUCCUGCCUAUUAAUCGGAGAAACACUCGUACUAAAUUUCAUAUGGACCUGUUUGUACAGCGUUUAAUUUUCAAAGUGACGAGCUUGCUCUAUGUAACAUAUUACUGAAAAACGGUGCAUCGAGGUAAUGUCGAGCAAGGAGUAGUAAAGUUGUUCCCAUACGAAAGGUAUUUUUAUCAUGUAGUAUUAUAGAUAUUGUCUACAGAGCAAGAUAGGAGAAGGUAUACCUAUGCUUGCUUUGAUCGGUAUAAUGUCUUCAUAGGGUAAAUCAAUUAUAUAAUUUCAACGACUGCAUAGCUUUUUUGUCGAAAAGAAAUUAGUGGUUUAGUGGAGGAAACAGUGCCUACUUCCGUAGACCUGCCACAACAGUGCCCUGUGUGACUGUGACUAUACAAUCCUAGCUUCUACUACGCAUUUCUGAGACAGAAGACAUGCCAUGGGAAUGUAACCAAUACAACAGGCUCACUUGCACACUGCUUAAUAUAAUAUUAAGCUUAUACUUGUAUAUUUGGGACAUCAAACUCGCAAACUCAUAAUGCAAAUGAACACAAUGAGAUACUAAAUGGUGGAUACUGCUCCACAUAAAUCAUCUUCC
Molecule: messenger RNA, 1916 nt
Organism: Eufriesea mexicana
Lineage: Eukaryota; Metazoa; Arthropoda; Insecta; Hymenoptera; Apidae
Product: luc7-like protein 3
Exons: 9
Coding region: 74-1141 (355 amino acids)
Biological process (GO): mRNA splice site recognition
Cellular component (GO): U1 snRNP
Molecular function (GO): mRNA binding
Source: RefSeq, a predicted model, not a curated record